This is a messenger RNA of Amphibalanus amphitrite, 794 nucleotides long. RefSeq names its product cuticle protein CP14.6-like. NCBI's taxonomy places the organism in Eukaryota, Metazoa, Arthropoda, Thecostraca, Balanomorpha, Balanidae. Gene Ontology annotation, cellular component: chitin-based extracellular matrix. Gene Ontology annotation, molecular function: structural constituent of chitin-based larval cuticle. The record is from RefSeq and is a predicted model, not a curated record. The coding region runs from base 134 to 640 and encodes 168 amino acids. The transcript has 3 exons.
GAGGGUCGGAUGGACGAGGCUCGCCAAAUGUCGACUAACCAGUCGUGACCGGUAUAUAAGACCGGCUGACCGGUGCAGUGGACAUCAUUCAACCACUGCAGCUCGCAGAGUACACAUCCUCUCAACAGCCAACAUGAAGCUGCUUCUGAUUGCCGCCGUUGUGGCCGUGGCCGCUGCCGACCGGCCUGCCCCGAGGGCCUACUCUGCCCCGGCCCCGCCGUCCUACUCUGCCCCUGCUCCCCCGCAGUACGGACAGAAGGUCCCCCAGAUCCUCUCUCAGCAGUAUGACCUCAGCGACGACCAGUCCUACGACUCCAGCUUCGAGACUGAGAACGGCAUCUCUGCCUCCGAGUCUGGCAAGCCCGUGGCCGGCUACGGCAGCGAGCCCAGCUACGCUGUCCAGGGACAGUACAGCUACACCGACGACUACGGCAACACCUACACCGUCACCUACACGGCCGACGCCAACGGCUUCCAGCCGCAGGGUGCCCAUUUCCCGACGCCCGUGCCCACCGAGUACCCGACCCCGCAGGUGCCGGUGACCCAGGCCAGCUACCAGGCGGCCCCCGCCCCUAGCUACCAGGCGGCCCCCGUCCAGCCCCAGCCCCAGUACCAGGCCUACCAGCCCAGCUACCAGUAAUUUAGCUAAUCGUAUUUAUUCAUCAUCUUCACCGCAUUCUAAGCCCGAAGAAUACGCUUAUGAGUCCAUGUAUUUAUUGUGAUAUUGUUGUAAUUCGUACAUGAAGUUCCAGUGUUUGUCCCAUGUCCACACAAUACAUGUGAACUGCAAUGAA